AUUAUUUUAUAUUUAUUAUGAGAAUGUGAUAUGUGAAUUGACACUGACAGUUAAAGAUUAUACAAUUAUAGACUAUACUCUAUACGUUUGUUAGUUUCCUGUGACCUGUAGGACGUGUGUACUUAUUACUAAUUAUGUAAUAUUUCCUAUAUUUUAUUUUUAACUUUAAAAAAAAUUCCACUUGUUUACACUUGAUAUACGGUAUCAUUGCUUAAUACAUUUAUUUAUUAUUUACCUGCUGUGUACGACAUGCUAUAGUAUAUUAUUAAAAGUGACAGUGUAUUGUGUGUACAGAGAUAUUUAUUUUUCAGAAUUAUUUGUUUUUGUUAAAAACGCGAUUGUUUUUUCAUGAUUUUUUUUGUACUUACAUCUUUAGUUAUUUUUUAUCAACUAUAAAAUAAAACAGAACUAUAUAUCAACGAAUACAUUUUUAACAACGACAUGAACAAGAGAAGGUAUCCAUAUGAUAUUGAUAUGUGUCCUCAGUUAAAAAUACACAUUGGUGAGAAACAAGUUGCUAAUGGAGUUUUGGGACCAUCCAAAAUGUCUGAAAUUUAUGAAAAGACUAAACAGAUGUUGUUUCAAGGAGCAGGAACAUCUUUUGAAGCAAUAGAAUGUGUUGCGGUUGUUGAUAAAAUGCCACGUGACAGUAAACCAUUCAAACAAAUGCAGUUAACAUUUGAUGGAAAAUUAUGCAAACCUGAUAUUUUAAUUGAAAAUUCAAAUGUGCAUAGUUACAAUCAAGAAAAAUGUAAUUUUUGUUCUCAAACAGAAAAAUUAGAGAUUUGUGAGAUCUGUGGAGAAAUAUUUUGCAAUAUGUGUACAUUUUCUUUAUUUGCCGACGAAGUCAAUAAAAUAUGUUUAACAUGUUAUAAGUAAAAACUUUUAAUUUU
Messenger RNA from Rhopalosiphum maidis (corn leaf aphid), 893 nucleotides. Its product is annotated as apoptosis regulatory protein Siva-like. The coding region runs from base 442 to 879 and encodes 145 amino acids. Lineage: Eukaryota; Metazoa; Arthropoda; Insecta; Hemiptera; Aphididae. Gene Ontology annotation, biological process: extrinsic apoptotic signaling pathway. The record is from RefSeq and is a predicted model, not a curated record. Gene Ontology annotation, molecular function: CD27 receptor binding. The transcript has 4 exons.